AUGGAACCAAGUACAUCCCCGAAAGACGAUAGUACAAAGACUCGAACAGCUUUGGACGACCUUAUCAAGCAAGCUGCCGCCAAAGAUGCCAUCAAGGAUUACAACGCCGCUGCAGAGCUAUAUUCUGAGGCCACGGAACUUCAAGCAGAGCUCAACGGAGAACUAGCGCUGGAAAAUGCAGAUUUACUAUUCGCCUACGGAAAAGCCCUGUAUAAUGUUGCCGUCAGCAAGAGCGAUGUGCUUGGGUCCAAGGUAGCUGGAGAAUCACAGCCGAGCAGCGCAUCUGUCGAGAGGCCAUCCGCUGCGGCAACAGGCACAACCGCAGGUAUCGUUGAGAAAGCUGUCGCCCAGGGCCCACCUGAGAAGUCCGCGGGAGCCCAGAAGUCAAAUACUGGUGAUGUUCCAGCUAAGCCAUACUUCCAAUUCACUGGUGAUGAGAACUUUGACGACUCGGAUUCGGAAGACGAGGCCGACGGUGAGGAAGCUGCGGCCGAUGACGAAGACGACUUUGCCAAUGCCUUCGAAGUUCUUGACCUGGCGCGCGUGCUAUACCACAAAAAGAUGACUACGUUAGAGGAGGGAAUUGGCAAAGGGAAAUCCGCAGAUUUGCCUCCAGAUCUCAGACACGUCAAAGAACGUCUCGCGGAUACGUACGAUUUACAAGCGGAGAUCUCACUGGAGGCAGAAAGGUUUUUAGAUGCGGUGACGGACUUGAGGACGUCUCUGGAUUUAAGACAGUCUCUGUUUCCGAUUGAAGAUCCUUCUGUUGCAGAAUGUCACUACAAGCUUUCUCUUGCCCUAGAAUUUGGCUCCGUCAAAAAUGAGAAUGACAGCUCCCAAGAGGACAGUACCCUCAAAGGGCCGGUCGACGAGGAAAUGAGGGAAGAGGCCGCAGCUCAAAUGGAAAAGGCUAUUGAAAGCUGCCGUCUGAGGAUGGAUCAAGAACAGAAGAAGUUGGUCGCCGAUACUUCAUUGGAUGAGGACAAGGUGACCGCUAUGAAGAGAAGAAUAGCAAAUGUCAAAGACAUUAUAGCAGACAUGGAGCAAAGGCUCGUCGAUCUUCGACGCCCGCCAGUAUCUGCUAUUGAGAAAAGCGAUGCAGAUAACACAGUGCUGAAGGGUAUUUUGGGUCAAAUCAUGGGGCAUUCCCCUUCGGAGCAAAAGGCUCAUCUCGAUGCUGUCACAAAAGAAGCAAAUGACCUUUCUGCGUUUAUCAAAAGAAAACCUGCGAGCAAGAAGCCACCCCAGAACAGUGAGACUGUACCAAAACGAUCGGCUCCGGAAGAGGGCGCGGGAGGCGAUACAAAGAGAGCACGAGCAGGCGAUAACCUUGAAUGA
Aspergillus luchuensis is the source of this 1338-nucleotide messenger RNA. Its product is annotated as SHNi-TPR domain-containing protein. Gene Ontology annotation, cellular component: nucleoplasm. Gene Ontology annotation, molecular function: histone binding. The transcript is spliced from 2 exons. The coding region runs from base 1 to 1338 and encodes 445 amino acids. Gene Ontology annotation, biological process: CENP-A containing chromatin assembly; DNA replication-dependent chromatin assembly. The record is from RefSeq and is a predicted model, not a curated record. Lineage: Eukaryota; Fungi; Ascomycota; Eurotiomycetes; Eurotiales; Aspergillaceae.